AUGUCUGAGCCACAAAUUACUACCCAGAAAUAUGGGGACAUCCAGCAAGAUAAACCUGAAGAAAUCUUGGCUAAUAUUGAAAAUGAAUCACAAAAAGUAAAAAUAUGUAUUACCGUGCAGGAAGAUAAAACAGAAAAAAUCUUUUUUACUAAACUUUUAGAUCAAUAUCAUGGAUUUAGGAAAAUUGUAUUAGUAUUAUUGAUUAUCAGUUUUUUAAUUUCAUUCUUCGCCCUUUUUAUUGCGAUAUAUCUCAAAAGAAAUGAAACCAUCAACAAUCCUAAACCUCAAAUUCUUACCUCCUCUAUUCUAAAUGGUGCUAAAUAUGGCGUUGAUAAGUUAUCAAAUACGUUACCCUUGAUAGUUGAUUCUUUAACAGCAUUAUUAAGUGGUGGUGGAAUUAUUAUAGGGUUUAAAAAUUUCUUUUUCUCUUCUAAAGAAUAUGUAAAUUUGAUGCAUAAAUCCAUAGAAAAUGAAUCAAAGGAAGUAGAUGGUACUAGACAAGUAAUCAAAAACCUGAAAUUGAUAAAAAUAUAUAUGCUGUCAUUACUACAAUCGGCUCUAUCAUUAUAUUAUAUUCAUUCUUGUUAUUAUAAAUCUUGUACAUUUAGCCACUAG
Dentiscutata erythropus is the source of this 615-nucleotide messenger RNA. The record is from the annotation of a GenBank genome assembly. NCBI's taxonomy places the organism in Eukaryota, Fungi, Glomeromycota, Glomeromycetes, Diversisporales, Gigasporaceae.